Drosophila miranda is the source of this 6358-nucleotide messenger RNA. RefSeq names its product putative vitellogenin receptor (gene yl). The transcript has 5 exons. Gene Ontology annotation, molecular function: calcium ion binding; protein binding. Bases 136 to 6120 code for a protein of 1994 amino acids. The record is from RefSeq and is a predicted model, not a curated record. NCBI's taxonomy places the organism in Eukaryota, Metazoa, Arthropoda, Insecta, Diptera, Drosophilidae.
GAAUUUGCUCGUUCAAUUUGCUUUCGGCCUUCCAAGCUGCAAGCCGCAAUUUUUGUUGAAUUUAUUUUUUCGUUUUUUGUAUGUUCUCUCACGUGAAUAAAGUGUGAAAAGUAAAUCGUUUUAAGUUUGUGUUGAAUGUGCGUGGUGAAGGAGACCACAGAAGGCACCUGUUUGCAGCACCAGCGGAGUGAAAUAUAUGGGCGUGGACGCACCAUGAUCACCAGCGAUUGGCAAAUGCUCAACCUAACCUCUCACACAACGACCGUAUGCAACGGGAACGGGAGCACCGACAAUAGUUCCGAUAAUGUGCGAAGGAAACGUUAUGGAGGCCAUGGGCUCCCCCAGGUGUCCCGCCGCCCAUUUUGGUGGUGCCGUCUGGCAGUGUUGCUGCUCAUUUUCUGUGCGCUUGCUGCCGCCGCGUCGGGACCAGCGAACACGCGGUGCGAUGAAGAUCAAUUCCAGUGCAGAGACGGUAGCUGCAUCUUACAAGCGAAGAUGUGUGACGCACGAAGCGACUGCACCGAUGCCACAGAUGAAUUGGAUUGCGACUACAAGCUGUGCCGGGAACCGCAUUGGUUCCCGUGCGCCCAGCCACAUGGAGCCUGCCUGGCAGCAGAACUAAAAUGCAACGGCAUCGACAACUGCCCCAACGGUGAGGACGAAAUCAAUUGUCCCCCUGGCAUUUUAGGAAUGUCCUCGCGCUUUGGCAGCUUCCGCAAGCUGCCGCGUAAUUGCAGCGCCAGCGAGUACAUGUGCCAGCGGGAUCGCAACUGUAUUCCCAUCGAGUUCCAGUGCGACGGCAAAUCAGACUGUGCGGACAACUCCGACGAGCUGGACGGCUGCAAGGAAUCCCAGGCCAGCUGCAAGGGUCAUCUCUGCCCCAAUGGUCGCUGCCUGCAGCGAAAGCAGUGGCUCUGCGACGGCGUCGACGACUGUGGUGAUGGCAGCGACGAGCAUGGUUGCGUGGAUCUCUGCCAGCCGGAGAUGGGAAAGUUCAUGUGCCGCAACAAGCAGCAUUGUCUGGAGCUGGCCAAAGUGUGUGACGGCCACAGCGACUGUUCGGAUGGUAGCGAUGAGUACGAGACCUGUAACAGCAAGCCCGAUUGCAGCGCCAAGUCGUGCCCAGCGGGCGCCACCUGCCACAUGAUGCCCACCGAUGGUGCGCAGUGCUAUUGUCCUGCGGGCUUCCGGCUGGCCAAGUUCCAGAACAAAUGCGAGGACAUUGACGAGUGCCAGGAGCGCGAGUCAGAACUGUGCAGCCAGAGCUGUGAGAACACCUCCGGCGGCUAUCGGUGCAGCUGCGAUCCUGGCUACCUGCUGGCCAAGGAUAAUCGCACUUGUCGAGCGGCGAACACGCAUGGCAGCGAGCACCCCCUGCUGCUCUACACCACCCAAAUGAACGUCAUGGGCAUGCACCUGGGCAGCAGGAACCACGUCUACCAGGUGGCCGGGAAUCUGAGCAAAGUGAUUGGCGUGGCGUACGAUGGUAGCCACAUCUACUGGACCAACAUUCAGAACGAGGCUGAGAGCAUUGUCAAGGCCAAUGCGGACGGCACCCAUGCCGAGAUCCUGCUCACCUCCGGCCUCGAUGCCCCCGAGGAUCUGGCCGUUGACUGGCUCACGCAGAACAUCUACUUUUCGGAUAAUGUGAUGCGACACAUUGCAGUCUGCUCCCACGAUGCUUUCAACUGUGUCGUCCUCAUAACGGAAGAUGUGCACCAGCCGCGCGGACUGGCGUUGUGGCCGCAGCGUGGCCAAAUGUUCUGGACCGAUUGGGGCAUAAAGCCCAUGAUUGUGCGCGCCUCCAUGGAUGGGACGCGCUCCACGCCGAUUGUCAGCGAAAACAUACACUGGCCGAACGGCAUCGCCUUGGAUAUGCACCAGCAGAGGAUCUACUGGGUGGACGCCAAGCUCGGGAGUGUCCAGACGGUCCGACCCGACGGCACCGGUCGUCGCACCGUACUCGAUGGCAUGCUGAAGCAUCCGUACGGCCUGGCCGUUUACGAGGAUCAGCUGUACUGGUCGGACUGGGGCACCAAGAGCAUUCACGCCUGCCACAAGUACUCCGGCAAGCAACACCGUGUCCUGGCCAAAGAUCGGACUAUCUAUGCGGUGCAUAUCUAUCAUUCGGCCAAGCAGCCGCAGACUCCCAAUGCCUGCGCCACAGCCAAAUGCUCGCACCUGUGCCUCCUGGCCGAACCAGAGGCGGGCGGCCACAGCUGCGCCUGUCCGGACGGUAUGCGACUGGCGCCCGAUCAGCAGCGUUGCAUGCAGACGGUGAAGAGGCAGCGACUGUUUGUGGGCGUGGGCCAGUUCCUGCUGGAGAUCGAGCACACGGCCUUUGGCAGGCAUGUGGUGAGUGCCUCCCAUGCCUUGGACAUUGUCAUCAGCGAGAUGGUGUACAACAGCGUCAAUGGCACCCUGAUCAUAGCGGACAAUGAGCGCCGGAUGAUUGCGGAGUAUCAACCGGGACUGGGACAAGGACGCCUGAGGACCCUAAUCCAUUCGAAUCUGGGCAAUGUGAGUGCUUUGGCCUUCGAUCAUCUCAGCCAGAAUCUGUACUGGUCCGAUGCCGAGCGUCGCGUUGUGGAGCUGUACUCCUUUCACACCCGACACCGGGCGCUCAUCCGCUUCUUUGCUGGCCAAGAAUCCCCCAUUGGACUGAGUGUGAUGCCCGCUGAGGGGUAUCUGUAUGUGGCCCUCAAGGCGCGAAGGCACACACACAUCGAUAGGCUGCCGCUGAGCGGCAAGGGUUCGCCGACGCAUGUGUUCGAGGAGGAGCUGGGCGAUGACGACAUCAAGAUGGCCACCGAUCACGAUCAGCAUACGCUCUACUGGUCGGACAGCGAUAUGGGGAUGAUCAGCUACACGGACUAUCGCCAGACGCAGUCGAUGACGUUCCGCAGCAAGCUGCGACGGCCCUACAGCCUGGCCCUGGUGCAUCAGGAUCUGUUUUGGAGCGAACUGGGAUCGUCGUCCAUUUACUGGGCCCACAAGAGCAACAUGGGUCCCCGCAAGCGGAUCGAUGUGGUGCCGACACGGGACUCCGGCGACACCAACGGACACUCCAUGUUCAUGGUGGCAGCCCCCUGGCGUCUUGCUCUGGCCUCCAGUGCGCCGCCUUCGACCGACAGGGAAGAGCAGCAGCAGCAGCAGCAGCAUCCCUGCCAGCAUCAGAACGGCGGCUGCUCGCACAUCUGUGUGGGCGUGGGCCAACUGGCCGCCACCUGCCUCUGUCCCGUGGGUUUUGUGUAUCGCGAUGCCAGCAAUCGGUCGUGCCUGGAGGCCCUCGACUGUGAGUUCCGUUGCCGCAGUUCCGGCGAGUGCCUGACCCUGGCCCAUCGCUGCAACGGACGGCAGGACUGUGUGGAUCGUUCCGAUGAGCAGGACUGCGACGAGGAGGGGCACAAGCACAAGCCAAAGGUCAUGUGCGGCCCCAAGCAGUUCGCCUGCCACAAUGCCGAAGCCUGCGUGGACAAGGACAAGCGUUGCGAUGGCCACAAGGACUGCCCCGACAAUUCCGAUGAGCAGCAUUGUUCGCAGUUUGACAAAACCAGGAGCUGCCACGUCCAUCAGCUGGCCUGCGACAAUGGCAAGUGCGUGGACCAGAGCCUCAUGUGCGAUGGCAAAAACGAUUGCGGCGACAACACGGACGAGGACAAGGCCAAGUGCGACUCCCCCGCCAGCUGCGAUCAGGGGAUGUUCCAGUGCAGCAAUGGGGCCUGCAUAGCCGGCAGCUGGGAGUGCGAUGGCCGGAUCGACUGCAGUGAUGCCUCAGACGAGCACGACAAGUGCGGACAUCGCCGAUGUCCGCCGGAUAUGCAUCGGUGCCUGUUGGGACAGUGUCUGGACAGGCGACUGGUCUGCGAUGGCCACAACGAUUGUGGCGAUCUCUCGGAUGAGCUCAACUGCGGAUCAGCGUCCCAUGCCAAGGCAAACAUCUCCUGUGGAUCCCUGCUUUAUCAGUGUGCCAGCAACCUGAAGCUUUGCCUCGAUCCGGCAGUGCGUUGCAACGGCACCGCCGAGUGCCCGCGCGGCGAGGACGAGGCCGAUUGUGGGGAUAUGUGCAGCAUAAAUGAGUUUCAGUGCCGCACCGGGAAGCAGUGCAUCCGCAAGGAGUUCCACUGCGACCGCGCCAGAGACUGUCUCGAUGGCAGCGAUGAAGAGGCCUGCGACAAGAUUCAGAACCAGACACUGAGCAAACCCUGGACCACGGCGAGCCGUGCCUGCCGUCCCCAUCUAUUCGACUGUCAGGAUGGGGAGUGCGUGGACAUGUCGCGCGUGUGCAACAGUUUCCCCGACUGCCAGAAUGGCAGCGACGAGGGGCCGCAAUGUGCGAAGGCCUGCCGAGCCGCCGCCGGCGGCGGACGUCCUGUGUGCCAGCACAAGUGUCGUGCCACACCCGCGGGUGCUGUGUGCUCCUGCUUCGACGGAUAUCGCCUGGACACGGAUCAACGGAGCUGUGUGGAUGUAAACGAGUGCCUGGACGGCCAGCCGUGCGCCCAGAUCUGUGAGAACACCCUCGGGGGCUACCAGUGCCAAUGCCAUGCGGACUUUAUGCUGCGCCAGGAUCGGGUCAGCUGCAAGAGCCUCCAGGCGGGCGCCACGCUACUCUUUAGCAGCUACAACGAAGUGAGGAAUCUCAGCGAGCAGCCGAUGAUGCUUCAGGUGGCCUGGUCGGCCAAUGACUCGCGCAUCGAUGGCUUCGAUGUGGACAUGGAACGACAGAUGGGCUACUUCUCCAGCGAGGAGCAGGGUGUCGUCUAUCAGGUAGAUAUGCGUCGGCGCUUUAUUGUGCGUGCCCUGGCGGUGCCAUCGCCCACCAAAGUGGCCGUCGACUGGGCCACCGGCAACGUGUAUGUCCUGGCCGGUGGUAGUGCCUCGCAGGAGAUCUACGCGUGCAGUUUCCCGGCCCGUAUGUGCGGCCGCAUUCUCCAGGUGAAGACACACAUGCAUCUGAGGCACCUGGCCAUCGACGGCUACCAUGGGCGACUCUUCUACAUUGCCAUGCGAUUGGAGGGCUUUGGGCAUGCCAGCGCCGAGCUGCAUGUGGCCCGUCUCGAUGGCAGCCACAAGGAGCUUAUGCUGCACAAAAAAGACAGCUAUAUGACGGCCCUGGCCCUCGAUCCGCAUCAGCAGCAGCUCUACUACCUGGAUAUGCACAGCCGCACCCUCGAGAGGAUCAGCUAUAGGACAAGGUCCGGUACGGGGCCACAUCGCCGGCCCGAGAUGAUGCUCCAGAAGUCCAAUGCCCUGAAACAGCCCUCGGGGCUGAGCAUCUACGAGAAUCACGCGUACAUCGUCAAUCUUGGCUCCAAGGAGGCGGUGCGGUGUCGCCUGUACGGGGAGCGGAUCUGCAAGUCCAUCAAUCUGAAUGUGCUCAAUGCCCAGGAUAUUGUGGUGGCCGGAAGAUCGAGGCAGCCGAUGCCAGCGUCCAAUCCGUGCCACCACUCGCAAUGCCAUGGGAUGUGUAUCCUGGCCGACUACGGCUACGAGUGCAUGUGCGGCAACCAGGUGGUGGCCGAGGGCGAACAGUGCCCCCAUGGCUCCAUGAACGAGCUGGAGGUAGGGGCCAGUAGGCAGGAGAGGCCGCAGUCCACAUUCCACUGGUGGAUAAUGGCACUCCUGGUGCUGGUGAUGGGCUCGCUGGCCGCAGGACUUGGGUACAUGUACUAUCAGUGGCGGCAGCGCGGCCACACGGAUCUCAACAUUAACCUCCAUUUCCAGAAUCCGCUGGCGACGAUCGGCAGCAAAGCGUUCCUCGACCAUGAAAGGAACGAAGCCAUCGUCAACGGGAUGGAUGGGCUGGCGUCAAGCCACAGCAGCAAUGAGACGGGCACCACCAGCGCCUCGUCUUCGUUCGCGGCUCAACAAUUUGGCAUGCCGAAUUUUCUCCAGAGAUUGCUACGACCGAAACAGGCGUCCAGCGGCUCCCACAUGGCUACCGAUAUGCUACUCGAAAACUCCAGAGCAAGCGAACUAUACACGCUGGACAACGGACGGAAAGCAGGAGGAGUGCCGGUCAUUCUGGUGGCAGACAAUGACGAUGAUACCCUCACAAACGGACAUUUCGGGGGAGACUACACCGGCGAUGAUGCGAAUGCACGACUUGUGCCGUAAAUAGCCAACUAUCCAGCUCCGGAGGACAUCCUACUCUUAGUUUAAACUCGUUCAUUAGCUGCCAAGUGCUACACUGUUUUGUAUUUAUUCAACAUAGUUUAUUAUAGCGUUAAGUGUUUCUGUGUGCCUCAAUUUGUAUGUUAAACGUAAUUCUAUAAUAAGAUAUAUCGAAAAUCUGCUCGAAUCAUGUACAUUCCCAGUGAAUAAAACCGCACACAAUACGAGUAUAAGAUCUCUA